AUGACAGGCCGCAUGGACGUCGACAGGUCCAACACACCGACCAUCUUCAAGGCCAGCGCUACUCAUUCGGAUGCAAUGGGCCAGAGGGACACCAUAUCCUCCACUCUCAGCCCAUCAACCACGCGCCAGCAGUCCGUGGCCAGUGACGCCAGGACCGUUCUUGGCAGCGAGAGCGAUGCAACUAGUGUUCCUGCCUCACACGCCCGCCCGUCCAAGGCAAUGAAGCUUGACUCCAAAACGCCCUAUGUCACCACCGAAAUCGACCCAGAGGCAGCCCAGUCAGGCCAGCGCGGGACGUCAACGGUCCAGGCCUCUUCUUGCUCUUCCUCUUCGCCUCGUCCAGCCCCACCUCCCCGUGCGAGGCACUAG
Jaminaea rosea is the source of this 369-nucleotide messenger RNA. RefSeq lists its product as hypothetical. The transcript is spliced from 2 exons. The record is from RefSeq and is a predicted model, not a curated record. Lineage: Eukaryota; Fungi; Basidiomycota; Exobasidiomycetes; Microstromatales. The coding region runs from base 1 to 369 and encodes 122 amino acids.